Messenger RNA from Ilex paraguariensis (yerba mate), 180 nucleotides. NCBI's taxonomy places the organism in Eukaryota, Viridiplantae, Streptophyta, Magnoliopsida, Aquifoliales, Aquifoliaceae. The record is from the annotation of a GenBank genome assembly.
ACUUUCGUCGGAGGAGUGGUCCUUCAUCGAACUCCUUCUCAAACCUCAGAUCUUUCGCCGGAGGAGUGGUUCUUCGUCGGCGGAGUGUCUUCGUCAGAGGUAGGGUCCAGCGCCGGAGUGAUCUUCGUCGGCGGUAAAAGUCUGCACUGGAGUAAUCUUUGUUGGAGGUGUAGAGCGUAG